AUGCCUUGCACUGCCCACAGUACCAAGGUGCUGUGGGGGGCUUGGAUCCCAAAGAUCCUCCGAAGGCCUGGUCCCCUGCCUCGCCACUACUCAGUGCUGGUGGAACCUUUCGGAGAAGCCACAGAGGAGCGGCGGGAGCGCACGGUGCCCGCACCGGCCGGAACUGGCAAGCGGCGGCGGCGGCGGCGGCGGCGGCGGGGCGGGGACGCAGGGCCCGUGCCCACCCAGCCCGCCCUACCUUGUCCAGGGGCAGCUCCAGCUCGGCGGGGCGGGGCGGGAGACCGCGGCCGCAUCCACGUCCCAGCCGCGCCUGCGGCUCAGCCCCGCGACCGCCGCCGCUCCUGCUCCAUGCGCAAGGCGCGGACGGGCGGCCCGGCGGGGUCGGGGCGGCUCCGGCUCGCCUCAGCUCCAGCACUUGUUGCCGCCGCUGCCGCUGCUGCCGCCGCCGCCGCCGCCGCUGCGCCUCACUCCCCGCCGCGGCGCCCGGCACCGCCACCACCUACAGCGUCCCUUCGGCCCCGCCCCCGGCCAGCGCACCAAUCAGACGCCGCGCUACCCGCGCGCGUCACCGCCGGGACGGCCGCGUUCCCGCCCCUUGGCCCAAGUUUGGGAAAGGCCGAACUCCUACCCUCCCGCCAGUCGGCGCCCGGUCCCCGCGGGGCUCUCCGCCUCUCGGUGCACCUAGAAAACCCUAGGCGCCACGGGGGAGCCGCAUCUCCAGAGACGCGCUCCCCCGCCCCAAGAUGUAGUCUGCCCCAGAAAAACAGCAGCGACAGCGUCUCCAACUCAGGGUCUAGUCCAAACCCCUCCGCUACCGGGGCCUCUCUGUGCCGUCGGCGAGGCGCUCGCGGGCUGUCAGGCGGCGUUAGCCAAAGGGAAGCCAUUGAAUUUCGAGCGCUGGGGGUUGGAUUUCAGCCCGCUGGACCACCGAGCGCGUACUCUCAGCGAAACGCAGCAGCCUAAAGCAGUGCGUGUUGUUUUGGAUGCGUCGAGCCACGUGAAUGGAGUCACCAAAAAGAAGGGAUUCUGAGUCGGUGGCUCCGGAAAUGUUAAGAUUGGCAGUCUCCAGACCAAACUGUUUUUAUGUUGGUCAGGAUUCUCUGAAGAGCGACGUGAAGUCCAGGCAACAAGUUGAAUUUUUAUCUCCUCACACAAACUGUUAACCGCUGUCACCCGGGGCAAGAAAGGAAGGGAAAUUGUAUACCUUCCCGGGGUUUGAGCGGUCCCCCCCCACACACACACAGAUUUUAUUCAUAAUUCAGAAAGCUAAUAAAACAUUUUAAAAGAAGUAAAUUAGAAGUUAGGUCUGUGUAUUUGAUUAGCUGAAGGCCGCUGUGUUGAUAUUUAAAUACUGUGAGGAGACAAAGCUGGAUUAUUUCCCACCAUCAGAUGUUACUGUUUUCCCUUAAAUGUGCUUUCAGUAGCCACAGACAUGCUUUCAAGGAUUGCUAGCCAAAGAGUUUUGAGUAAAGUCAGCUGGCAGGCAUCAGGGAAAUAAAGCUUGUGUCUUCCACAGCUGCCAAAAGCUGCCGGGCCCUAAAGUUUAAAAAGAAAUGGAAAGCAUUCUCUCCAUGGUACCAUUGAGUACAGCUGAAGUGUGCCGUCCUCCGUCCACAGUGUGACUUUGGGGAAAUAACUUAGUGCUGGAGUCCACGCCCACUUUCCUGGGGUUCAAUAUCCAUAGGCAGAGAUAGACACUCAACAAAUAUGCUGCCCAACAUAGGUGCAAGCACAGGGCACGUACCAGGGCAUUAAACAUGACGCUUUCUCCUGGAGCUCACAGCCCCCCUGGAGAGGUGCUUAAUAAUUCAAUGUACUAAAACUAUUUAAUUACAAUUUUGAUAUGGACCAAAGGAAGUGUAAGCACAGAAUCAUUUGGGGAGUCCAAGUAAAGUGUCUUUAAGUGGGUUUGUUUUUGUUUGGUUUUGCUAUGAUAAAACACCAUGACCAAAAGCAGCUUGAGAAGAAAGAGUUGAUUUGACUUACAAUUCAACAUCAAGGGAAACUGAGGCAGGAACUGAUACAGGUGGAGGAACCCUGCUUGGUCCCCGUGGCUUGCUCAGUCUGCUUUUUUACACCACCUAAGAUUGCCUGCCUGGGGUGACACCACCCCAGAUGGGGUGGGCCCUUUCAUAUCAGGCGUCAGUCAUGUACUAGAGACUUACUUACAGGCCAUCUGGUGAAGGCAUUUCUCAAUUGAGGUUCCUCUUCUGAGAUUGUUGUUCUUGCUCUUUUGGGGGCCCACCACUCAGCUCCCAAGUAAAUCACACACAGAGGCUUAUUCUUAUAUAUAAAUGCCCGGCCUUAGCUUGGCUUGUUUUUUGCCAGCUUUCCUUAACUUUAAAUUAUCCCAUCUACCUUUUGCCUCUGGGCUUUUACCUUUUCUUACUUCUUUCUAUACUUACUUUCACUCUUACUCUGUGGCUGGGUGGCUGGGUGGCUGGCCCCUGCUGUCCUUCUCUCCUUGUUCUCUUGCUCCUUCUUCUUUCUCCCAGAUUUCUCCUUCUAUAUAUUCUCUCUGCCUACCAGCCCUGCCUAUCCUUCUCCUGCCUUGCUAUUGGCCAGUUCUUUUAGACCAUCAGGUGUUUUGCACAGGCACAGUAACACAGCUUCACAGAGUUAAACAAAUACAGCAUAAAAGAAUGCAACACAUCUUUGCAUCAUUAAAACAAAUGUUACACAGCCUUGAAAAAUGCAACACAUCUCUGUGAGUUUGAGGCCAGCCUGGUCUACAGAGUGACAUCCAGGAAAGGCUCCAAAGCUACACUGAGAAACCCUGUCUGGGGGGGAAAAAAAACCUCUCCUGGUCAGAGAAGAAUUAUAGAUUCACAAUAAGAGAGAUUCAGAUGGAAUAAAACUCUAAACUGUUUACAAUGUAUGUAAAAAUGUACUUAGGCUUGAAAGAGAGAGAAAAGGAAUAUAUGCAGUUAUAUAUAUUUUAAAAAUAAAGUCUUUAAAGAGAUAGUAAAGUAAUAUUAAAGUUAAGUCAUGCAAAAAUGAAGAUUACACAGAGUCUGAAUUGUGCUGUCUUUGGGAUUUUAACUGAAGAGACAUUUGAUUGUAAAGGCUGCUGAGUUAAACCAAUAUAUGUAUUUUAAAGGUAUCUUGACUUCAAAUUUUGGGUCUAAGGAUAUAGAUAUAUUGCUUUGGAAAGGAGGCUCUGAUUUUGUUUCCAUAGGAAGCAAGAGGCUAUGGAUUUGUUCCAGGUUAAGAUGGAUCAGAUUUAAUCAGUCGAGACCUCCUGAACUUUAACAGAGGGUACCUAUCAAUAAAGAUUUUGGCCAGUCUUUCCAGGACUUGAUCAUUAUCUCAAAUUUUCUCAAGAUCCCCAUAAGAUUAACAGCGGCCCCAACCAUCAGGGAGUAAUAUGAGAAGCUAUGCCCCAAUUCCCAAAAUAUUGUUUAUAAAUGUUUAUUUUUAUUUAAAGGGGGUUGAUUAUAAAUGCAACCUCUUUCUAAAGAAAGGGGGAUAUUAUAGAUAUGAUAGGAUGAAAGGGUAGAUUAUUGAAUCUACUUUCAAAGAGCAACAACUUGUUUAAAAUGUUUUACAUUACUAUGCAUUAUGAUUUAUUGAUGCAAAUUUAAAGUUGAUUUUGUUAUACUGUAUAUAUUUCUACUCCUGUUUGGGGUAUUAUGUUUGUGCAGCUCAUUUGAAAUUGUAAUGUAUAGUUAAGAAAUACAAAUUAAUAGUCAAAUUUAUAGCCAUGUUAAGUUUUUUAGGUAUACAAAGAUAUAUUUCAAUUAGGAAGGUAAUCUUCAAACACUUCAAAAACCUACAGAAUAUGGCAUUUAAAAUGUUUUAAGAACUUAGACUUUCUGGACAAUGAGACACAUCUGCUCCUGGCAGCACCAAUUUACUUCAAAUAGGAUGAUGGGCAUCAAAAAACUCUAUAUGGAGUUUGCUUUCCUUAUGGCAAAGGUUAGCCAUUUGGGCAAGAAACUGUUCUUGCCUGGACUGCUUGACAAAAUGUUGUAUCAACUGGACAUGCAGGACCCAUGGAAAAAUGACCACUAAAUUUUGCCAAAACAAGUCGAGAUGGUCCUUCAGGUUCCUGCUUCAUAGAGGAGACUUCCAGACAUUCUGCAGGACACAGGGAGAAAUGACUGUGAGACUCUAGACCUAUGGGCUGAAGAUGGAUGCCCCCAACAUUUCAGAGGAACUUUAGGUGAUUGUCCAGGCAGCGAGCUGUCUCUGUCAUUCUAAAUUUUUGGAAGUUGCUUACAAUGCACUUCCUGUUUACUUAGGUAAUAGUGUACCCUUCUGGGGUCUUUGAUGUAGUUGAAGACUAAAUAGUUACAAUUUUCUUUGGUUAUGAUAAAAGAUAAAUUAGACAUGAAACUUUAGAUGCACAAAUAUAGAAUAGAUGAUAAAGUAUUUUCUUUAAUUUUGCCAAAUACAAAUAGACUAGAUAUUGUAACUGUAAUUCUUGCUUGAUAACUGUUUGUUAUAUGUAAUUUUACUAUGUUAAAGUUAUAUUUUUUUGAUUAGAUAGAAAAGAGGAAGUGCUGGGGGAUAACUUUCUGUAUGCUGUGAAUAUAUGUUGUUCCCAUUGGUUGAUAAAUAAAGCUGCUUUGGCCUAUGGCAAGGCAGCUUAGAGGCGGGCAAGAAAUCCAAGCAGAUAUAUAGAGAGAAGAGAGAGACACCAGCCACCACCAAUAGAAGAAGAAGCCAGCAGACUGGUAAUGCCACGGCCACAUGGCAACUUAUAGAUUAACAGAAAUGGGUUAAGUUAUAAUAGCUAGCUAGCAAGAAGCCUGCCAUAGGCCAUACAGUUAGUAAUUAGUAUAAGCCUCUGAAUGAUUAUCCCACCACAGGGCCAGGUGGGACCAGAGAAACCUUCCAGCUACAGUGAAGCAGGAAAUUUGAAGAACUGUCCUGCCUUGUGUUGGCAAAGUUCAUCAGUUGCUUUUCUCUAUGUCCUACAGAAUAUAUAGCAGACUUCUGUGAAGUAGGAAUUUUGAAGAACUGUCUUGCCUUGUUUGGCAAAGUUCAACAGUCUUUUUCCUGUGGGUCCUGCAUGUCCAGUCUGCACAGCACACUGUCAGCAGUCAAAGGCAAGAGCAGUUUCUUUGCCCAGUGGCUAACCUUGCCACAAUGAAAGCAAACCCCGUAAGGAGUUUCUUCACUGCCCAUCAUUCUUUUAUGAAAUAAAUUGGUGCUGCCAGGAGCAGAUGGGUCUCAUUGUCAUGAAAAACCUUAGGUUAACAAAACAUUUAAAUGCCAUAUUCUGUACGUCUUUGAAGUGUUUGAAAACCAUUUAUCUAUCUAAAAUAUAUCUGUUUAACCUAGAAAACAUACCUAAUGUGACUACAAGUUUGAUUAUUAUAGAUUAACUACUAAUCUCAUUUCUUAUUUAAGAAUUGCAUUUUUAAAUGAACUGCAUAAACACAAUACCCCAAACAAGAGUAGAAAUGUAUAUAUAUACAGUGUAACAAAAUUAACUUUAAAUUUGUAUCAAUUUACCAAAAUCCAUGCCAAUGCAAAAUACCUGAGAUUAAUAGUUGUCUUUUUAUCCUAUAUUCCUAUAUUCCCCUAAAUAUAACAAACAUCCAUGACCAACAAAUUAACUAAAAGCCUCUCACACCCCUUUUGGAAAUGUGGGUGUUGUGUUCUCCAAAGUGCUUCCUGUUGUCUGUGGAUAAAGUAUCUUUAAGGUCCCUGAGAAAAUUUAAGAUAAUAAUGGCCAAAUCCUGGGCAGACCAUCUAUAACCUUUGUGUGGGGGCCCAAAUUACUCAGGGUCAGAGAAUCUGAGCUUGCUUUACCCAGCAGGGCUACAGAAGGAGAUGAUUUGAUCUUAGGCAUGUUUAUCAGGUGUUUGGAAGAAUCUAAACUUGGCUGUGUGGUGUGCUUUGAUCUUGCAAGGGGGAGGUC
Molecule: messenger RNA, 5872 nt
Organism: Peromyscus californicus insignis
Lineage: Eukaryota; Metazoa; Chordata; Mammalia; Rodentia; Cricetidae
Product: translation initiation factor IF-2-like
Exons: 3
Coding region: 1-963 (320 amino acids)
Source: RefSeq, a predicted model, not a curated record